CUAAGGCUCCUCAGGAACCUCUGUUGCUAAUGACUGCCCAGGGACUCCUUGGCCAGGGUCGAGAAUUUUACGGGUAUCUCGCGUUUGCCACUUAAAUGACUAGGUACUACAUGACAUAUCUUAACUGGAUUGCUCUAAAGGACUAAUGCCUAAACCAUCUCAACAUGGCUUAUCAAGGAGGAGGUGGGCACGACCAUGGUCCAUCACCUGCGCUCUACCCUGUUAGCCCUGAAAGUCUUUUCACAUGUAGAACUCAUAACAUAUGCAUGGUAUCGGACUUUUUCUACCCGAAUAUGGGAGGUGUGGAAAGCCACAUUUACCAGCUCUCUCAGUGCCUGAUUGAAAGAGGACACAAGGUCAUAAUUGUCACCCAUGCUUACGGAAAUCGAAAAGGCAUCCGUUACCUCACUAAAGGCCUCAAAGUCUAUUACUUGCCUCUGAAAGUUAUGUACAACCAAUCUACAGCUACAACCCUCUUUCACAGUCUGCCAUUGCUCAGGUACAUAUUUGUUCGGGAGAGAGUCACGAUAAUCCACUCACAUAGUUCCUUUUCUGCCAUGGCCCAUGACGCCCUCUUCCACGCCAAGACAAUGGGGCUCCGUACAGUCUUCACGGAUCAUUCCCUUUUUGGAUUUGCUGAUGUCAGCUCGGUGCUUACAAACAAGCUUCUAACUGUAUCUCUUUGUGACACAAACCACAUAAUUUGUGUCUCUUAUACUAGUAAGGAAAACACUGUGCUAAGAGCAGCACUGAAUCCUGAAAUAGUGUCCGUCAUUCCUAAUGCGGUAGAUCCUACUGACUUCACUCCAGACCCAUUUAGAAGGCAUGGUAGUAUGACUAUUGUUAUUGUCAGCAGACUUGUUUACAGAAAAGGGACUGAUUUGCUUAGUGGUAUAAUACCCAAACUCUGUCGGAAAUAUCAAGAUUUAAAUUUCAUAAUUGGAGGAGAGGGACCAAAGAGAAUAAUUUUGGAAGAAGUACGGGAAAGAUACCAGCUACAUGACAGAGUGCGUCUCUUGGGAGCCUUAGAACACAAGGAUGUUAGAAAUGUCUUAGUUCAAGGACAUAUUUUUCUUAAUACUUCCCUUACUGAAGCAUUCUGCAUGGCCAUUGUGGAAGCAGCCAGUUGUGGUUUACAGGUUGUAAGUACCAGGGUUGGUGGAAUUCCUGAAGUACUUCCAGAAAAUCUUAUUAUUUUAUGUGAGCCUUCUGUAAAAUCUUUGUGUGAGGGAUUGGAAAAAGCUAUUUCCCAACUGAAGUCCGGAACACUGCCGGCUCCAGAAAAAAUCCAUAACAUAGUCAAGACUUUCUACACCUGGAGGAAUGUUGCGGAGAGAACUGAAAAAGUGUACAACCGCGUGGCAGGAGAAACUGUGUUACCAAUGGACAAACGACUGGAAAGACUCAUGUCUCACUGUGGCCCAGUAACAGGCUGCAUUUUUGCUUUGUUGGCCGUAUUCAACUUUCUGUUUCUCACUUUCCUGAGAUGGAUGAUUCCAGAUUCUAUCAUUGAUGUUGCAGUAGAUGCCACAGGGCCAAAGGGUGCCUGGACUAAUCAGUAUCCUUAUGGUAGAAAACGGGGCGGGGAUAAUGAGACAUCCAAAACCAGGUAGAAGAAAGCCUGGAUCAGAUUUUAAAUAUUUGUACUAGUUCUAUUAAGACUAUUGAAAAGAACCUUGCUUCCCCCCCCCCCUUUUUUUACAGUUAAUUUAGUAAGUUGUGCUACCUCUAUAUUAUUCAAUGUUUUAUUUUGAGGAAAGAUAACUUAUGCAAUUCCUGAGUGUAGAAACUCCUUGCACUUAUUUAAAAUUUAGGAGAAAACCUAUUUAAGCCACUCAGGUAUGAUAUUUUUCAGACUACUGAAGUCCCUCUAGCAGAGAUGUUUUCACAUAUUUUGGGAGCUUUGGGUGCUGAAGGGCCAAAUGUUUUCUGGGCAUUUUUUUUGGCCAAUUUAAAUGUUCUACCAUUAAUUAGAUAUUCACCAGAUGUUUACAAGUUUUCUUUAGGGAAGUACAACAACUCUCUGAACUGUUGUAAGUCAUGUCCAUUCAC
This is a messenger RNA of Molossus molossus (Pallas's mastiff bat), 2052 nucleotides long. RefSeq names its product phosphatidylinositol glycan anchor biosynthesis class A (gene PIGA). The transcript has 6 exons. Gene Ontology annotation, biological process: GPI anchor biosynthetic process. Gene Ontology annotation, molecular function: phosphatidylinositol N-acetylglucosaminyltransferase activity. The coding region runs from base 165 to 1613 and encodes 482 amino acids. The record is from RefSeq and is a predicted model, not a curated record. NCBI's taxonomy places the organism in Eukaryota, Metazoa, Chordata, Mammalia, Chiroptera, Molossidae. Gene Ontology annotation, cellular component: glycosylphosphatidylinositol-N-acetylglucosaminyltransferase (GPI-GnT) complex.